Molecule: messenger RNA, 1300 nt
Organism: Oreochromis niloticus (Nile tilapia)
Lineage: Eukaryota; Metazoa; Chordata; Actinopteri; Cichliformes; Cichlidae
Exons: 3
Coding region: 131-1000 (289 amino acids)
Source: RefSeq, a predicted model, not a curated record
UGCCACGACUAAAGGUCUAUCCUGUCCUAUUCUAUUCUAUUCCACAGGCUGCACAGGGUCAGAGUGGACGUUUUGGAGCAGGAAGCACCUGAAGGACAACGUUAAAGACAGUCAAACUUCCUCUGAGGAGAUGGACAGAAACGAGGAACUGAACAAAUUGUUUCAGAGGUUACGUGUAUUUAAACACUACAGAGCAGACAGACUGAGGAGCUGUGAUGAAAGGGAAAGACUAACAAAGCUGGCAAUGAGAAGCUGCACAGAUGAAGUCAUCCUGCAGUGGCUGAGAAAAAACUCAGAAUCUGAUGCCUUCAGCAAACUCACAGACAUGUUUGACUUCCUGAAGAAACACAUUGAUGAGGAGGAGAAGAAGAACCACAGCGAUGAUGUUCACAUCACCUUUGUGGCUCAUAGUUCAAUCAGAGACUUCAUGAUCCCAGCCAGCUGUUACCUGCCUCUGCCCACCAUCACUGACGUGCUCCUGUAUUCUCCCUGGAACUGCAUCACUUCUGGUUUACCGUACGGUAUCGCUACAGGAAAACUGAGGCCUCAGCACAGAGUUUUUUACUGCAACGAUAAAGAAAGCUGUACCAUUCCUGAUGACAAACAUCGACCUGUGAACCUGCCAGAUCACUGGAACUCACUGAAGAAAGCUGGAGCACAGAUGGUCCCAAACAUCACGGUUAGCCCUCUUCGAGAUGAUGAUGGAGUGUGGAAAAGCUUUGAGUCUCUCUCAGCUAAACACGGACCACCAGGAAGGAACAGCAUCGUCAUCCCGUUCAUCCUCCCAGGACGGGAAUAUGAAACUGUCCUGUUCUCUGUGGUGACCUUGGCUCUGUCCCUGGUGCUCCUCUCCUCCAGGUUUAAAGCCACUCUUCACUUCUCUGGUUGUCUUGGUGAUCAGUCUACUGGAAAGAAAUUUGAUAGGAAGCAUCUUCAGGAGCAGUACGCCUGCACCAUCGACAAGAGUAGGAUGGAAUGUUCACGUGAAGCUUUCAGAUGAUGAUAAAUGCUGCUUGUGUUACACAUGUUUGUGGACAUUUUAGUGUAAAGAUGAAGAUGAAAUGACAAAAGUUAUUUUUCUAUAUUUGAGGCUCAGAUUUAUGAUGAAUGGACUUGAAUCAUCACUUACACAUGUUCCAGCUCAUAAUCUGAUCAUAAUCUGCUAACAUCUGUGGAGGUUAUUAAUAUAAACAGACUCAGCUGUUCUCUGCUCGCUGCUCACAGGUGACGUGUGUUGGGAUUCAGAGAUUCUUUUAUUGUAACCAUAUAAUCUGCCUUAUGAUAAAUGUAUUAAUAACAU